This is a messenger RNA of Leopardus geoffroyi (Geoffroy's cat), 3414 nucleotides long. It is a transcript of the gene ATOSB, whose product is annotated as family with sequence similarity 214 member B. The transcript is spliced from 8 exons. Lineage: Eukaryota; Metazoa; Chordata; Mammalia; Carnivora; Felidae. The record is from RefSeq and is a predicted model, not a curated record. Bases 619 to 2352 code for a protein of 577 amino acids.
UCGACAGCACUGAGCCGGGGCGGCCACGGGGAGGGACAGUCGCGGGGAGGGGUGCCGCAGCGGCUGGGGGGCUGCGGGCGCCAGGUCCCGCUAGUAUUGCACACGAAGCUGAACAGAGAACAGCCUAGCAAAGCAGGGCUCUGCGUGAGCCACCCUUUGUCUGGGUUGGGGGCCCGUGGCGGGGAGGACCCGGGAUUCGAGGGGAGGGACCGGGACGGGACGGAAGGGCCCGGAGCAGCGGCCGCCGCGGCGGAGCCAAUUUAAGAGCGGGGGUCCAGCUGAGCCCAAGAGCUGCACGGAAUGGUGGCAGUCACCUUGCCAGUGCAGCGGGAAUGGACCAGACUGCAAGCUAGGAGAGCAAGGCAUCAGUCAGGAAGAGGGAACACACGGCUAGGCUUAAGGCCUCUUCAUCGGGGUGAGUGCUGGGGAAAGGGAGGGGAAGCAGGUCCAGUGAGAACCCUGAGCUAAACAUGCCAUCCUCUCAGAAGUUCUGGGAUUGUCCUCUAUACUCCAUUAAUCCAUCUGGGGAUUUGGACACCUUCACCCCAAGGAAACCCACAAGGUCACCUCUUCAGGCCAGAGGAGGAUCUGCAACUCAGGUGGAAGGGAGAAGACCCAAUGAUUCUUCUGAUCACCUUUUCUUCUCUUCUCUUGUACAGAUGUCCCCAGGCCCCCCAGCCCAGGCCCAGCAUAAAGGCUGUGUGGGGGGGCCCCCCUGACCCAAGGGGGGGCUUCAUGCGCCACGUGCAGGCGGAGCCGUCUUCAUCCUCAGAACCAGAGGCUGGCCCUUCGCAGCCUGCAGUCAGGCAGGGGGCCCUCCAGGGUGGCCUGCUCAUGGGCUACAGCCCAGCAGGGGGGGCAACAUCCCCCGGGGUCUACCAGGUAUCCAUCUUUUCCCCUCCAGCUGGUGCCUCUGAGCCUCACAGGGCCCUGAAACGGCCGGCCCCACCCACUGAGGUUACCAGGGAGCUGAAGAGAGGCCCUGGGCUGGGGGCCAGAGAGGGACUACCCCCUGAAGAACCAUCUACUGUGGGGCUACUAGGCCCAGAGGGACUGGGGCUGGGACUGGGUCUGGCCAGCCAGCAUUUCUGUCACCAUGGCCUCUGUGUUGUGGAACAGGGAGGUAGCUCCACCUCACCUUGGACUUCAGGGGCCCAGAGUCCCCCUUGUCCCCCAUCAAAUGCUUCCUGCAAUAGUUUGCACACCAGAGACUGGGCUUCCCCAGAUCCAGGGGCACAGGGGUCCCUGGGGGAGUCCCCAGGGCCAGCCCCUCUGGGCCAGCUGCACACAUUUGACACUGAUUUGCACAGUCUUGCACAAAUAGGGGGUAAGAGCCCAGUGGCUGGGGUGGGCAACGGGGGUAGCCCUUGGCCUAGGGAGUCCCCUAGCACUGCCAAUGGGCACAGUCCCGAGCACACACCCCCUGGCCCUGGACCUCCAGGCCCCUGCCCCACCAAGCGAAGGUUGCUUCCUGCUGGAGAAGCCCUGGAUGUCAGCUCUGAGGAUGAGGGGCCAGCCCCUCGGAGGCGCCGGGGAACCCUGGGCCACCCUCCUGCUGCCAACAGUUCUGAUGCCAAAGCCACACCCUUCUGGAGCCAUCUGCUGCCUGGGCCCAAGGAGCCUGUGCUGGACCCAACAGACUGCAGUCCCAUGGGGCGGAGGCUGAAAGGUGCCCGUCGCCUGAAGCUGACCUCCCUUCGAAGCCUCCGGAAGGGGCCAGGCCUGCUGAGCCCCCCCAGUGCCUCCCCUGUUCCUACCCCUGCUGUCAGCCGUACCCUGCUUGGCAACUUUGAGGAAUCAUUGCUGCGAGGACGCUUUGCACCAUCUGGCCACAUUGAGGGCUUCACGGCAGAGAUUGGAGCUAGUGGAUCCUACUGCCCCCAGCAUGUCACCCUGCCUGUCACUGUCACCUUCUUUGAUGUUUCUGAGCAAAAUGCCCCGGCUCCCUUCCUGGGUGUCGUGGACCUGAAUCCCCUGGGGAGGAAGGGUUACAGCGUGCCCAAGAUGGGCACCAUCCAAGUGACCUUAUUUAACCCCAACCAGACUGUGGUGAAGAUGUUCCUUGUGACCUUUGACUUCUCGGACAUGCCUGCUGCCCACAUGACCUUCCUGCGCCAUCGCCUCUUUUUGGUGCCUGUGGGUGAGGAGGGAAAUGCUAGCCCCACCUGCCGCCUCCUCUGCUACUUGCUGCACCUCAGGUUCCGGAGCUCCCGCUCAGGCCGCUUAAGCCUGCAUGGAGACAUCCGCCUGCUUUUUUCCCGCCGGAGCCUGGAACUGGACACAGGGCUCCCCUACGAACUGCAGGCAGUGACUGAGUCCCCUCACAAUCCACGUUAUUCACCUUUGCCCUGAUUGCCAGUGCCCUGAACCCAUGUGGGCCAAGUACCUAUCCAUCCUGCUCCAUCCUGGACAGAGCAAAUACGUGGAAAGGUGGCAAAAGACCCUUUAGGCUUGAAUUAAAGCCCUCACCAUGCUCAUGCCCAAAUUGAUUAUUUGGGUGUUUAAAGCCUCUGAUCCUUACCACACUCUGCUCUACUCUGGGUACUCCAUGUGCCUCCCACUCCCUUGGAUUUCCCAGGCCAACUUAGGUAGUGGGGAGACAAGGAGCUACCCUGAGGUUGUCUAAAGUUCCCAGGCAAGUCAUGCCAGCGUUGCCUCCCUGUCCUGGGCAGGGCCACUUAUUAUUUUAUUUAUUUUUAAUUUAUAAUUUAUUCAAAUUGGAUUGCCUUGGUAACCUCCCAAACCAGAUAAUUGGCAUUGCCCCUCAUCCUUUCCCACUCUCAGAUAUUGCUCCAAGCUCAGGAGUUGAAGAAGCUGAUGUGGGGGUUGGGGGAGAACUGUUCUUUCUCAGCUGAGGGCAGAGAGGUUAUCCCAGAAGGACUGAGUCCCUAGCCAAAGACUCAGCUUCCCCUGUCCUUCCCUAUACCUUCCCUAUACCUUUCACUUCCCCUACCCUCUGACCCCUCUCUGAAAGCCAACUUGUGUGUGUGUGUGUGUGUGUGUGUGUGUGUGUCCACAUGUCUGCGCACACAUGCACACACAUACAAGCUUUUAUUUAUGUGGUGUGUGUGAGAAAGAGAGCUUGCAUGCAUGCACACACACAGAGGUUAACCAUGCCUGAUCUAAGACUCCAGACUCCAGUUGACCCUCUCCUCCUGCCUGUGUCUCCUUGCUUUGGGGUCCUGACUGAGGAAGGUGUUCUGGGGGCAGAGUCAGGGCCAAGGACUGGGGUGCCUCCUCUCACCUGGCCAGACUCUGACCCACCUACCUCAGCUGGGAUGAGGGGCACACCUCAAACUCAGUCAUGUGAUUUCCCAACUACCCCAUUCCCCACACCAGACUCUGACCCAGCCUUAGUCCUGACUCCUGGGGCUGGCUGAGGGGAACAAGCAAUUGCUUGAAACUUGAACAAAA